AUGGAGGUUGAGCUUCUUAUUCUGUCCCAUCACUUCUACAAAUCAUCUACUUGCCUUGAUCGAGUUGAUGUUCUUGUUUCCCUUGCUGCAACUAGGGUUGAUGCUUAUGUUUUGGAGGAAAAUGGUCAAUUGGAUCUUCUUCUUCAAAAGUAUUCUGCUGCUGCCGACACAAACACAGGCACUGCUGAGGCUGUCAGAGGUUUUCGAAUGAGUCCGACACCAAAGAUUCCAUUCUUGAACCUUCAACAGAAACACGGAAUAGAGGCCUUCAUCAAACAGGUUGAGCUUCUUAUUCUGUCCCAUCACUUCUACAAAUCAUCUACUUGCCUUGAUCGAGUUGAUGUUCUUGUUUCCCUUGCUGCAACUAGGGUUGAUGCUUAUGUUUUGGAGGGUGAUUUCCCGUGCUUGGCUCGCCUGAUAACUGGAGUUGAAAUUUUUUAUGCUCUCAAUUUCAUUCUUGGCAUUCUUAUAGAAAAUGGUCAAUUGGAUCUUCUUCUUCAAAAGUAUUCUGCUGCUGCCGACACAAACACAGGCACUGCUGAGGCUGUCAGAGGUUUUCGAAUGGCCGUUCUUACAUCUUUGAAGCAUUUCAACCCUAAUGACCUUGAUGCAUUUGCCCUGGUCUAUACUCAUUUUGAUAUGAAACAUGAGACGGCCACUCUUUUAGAGUCCAGAGCAGAGCAAUCAUGUGAGCAGUGGUUUCGGCGUUAUAACAAGGACCAGGAUGAAGACUUGUUGGAUUCCAUGCGCUACUUCAUUGAAGCUGCUGAAGUUCACUCUUCCAUUGAUGCUGGCAAUAAAACACGGAAGGAUUGUGCUCAAGCUUCCCUUCUAUCCCUCCAAAUACGGAUGCCAUAUUUCCAAUGGCUUUAUCUAUCAGAAACCAAUGCUAGACAGGCAUUAGUUGAGCAGUCUCGUUUCUCCAAAACCAAAUAA
Messenger RNA from Lathyrus oleraceus (garden pea), 936 nucleotides. RefSeq lists its product as uncharacterized. The transcript has 5 exons. The record is from RefSeq and is a predicted model, not a curated record. NCBI's taxonomy places the organism in Eukaryota, Viridiplantae, Streptophyta, Magnoliopsida, Fabales, Fabaceae. The coding region runs from base 1 to 936 and encodes 311 amino acids. Gene Ontology annotation, cellular component: cytoplasm.